GCAUGACUCAAAAGUCAAGAACGAUUAACCAGUGGUAUGCAUCCUUUGAGAAAGCCAAGGAUUUCGAUUCCUGGGGUCAGUUGGUUGAAGCCGCUGAUGAAUAUGUGAGACUUGCCAGAGACUUGGGAAAGCAUAGUACCCUUGGAAAUACCAUGUUUCAAGCGGAACAAAAGAAGUUGAUGCUAAAGAUCUCAGCCUGUUUGGAGAAAAGAAGCAAAACAUUGUUGUCUACACAGGCCAGAGAAGAUGAGAUUUCCUCUGAGGAUAUCAAAAAAGUUGGUGAAGUAUUAAGAAACUUGAAUGUUGGGUGGAGUGGUCCAUUUCCAGUCAGAGUGGAGGAGCCAAAAAUAAGUGGUGGUGGUGCUGCAGGAUAUGGAGAGGAGAAUGGUAGUGAGUUUGUUGCUACAGCAGGUGGGACACUGUUGCCAAGGAUACCAUAUGAAGAGGGAUUUCGUCGGCUUGUAGUGCGAAUCGACCAGAUUGGGUUGAAGGAUGCUCAUGUUUACCUGAACCCUUUUUUCACUGUCUCCGUUAAAGAUGCUAACAGUGUUAAUGUAACGUCACCUCAAGACACACCCAUGUCACACAGGAAAGAUGGAAAAUUCAUCAUUUUUGGCAUUGAUGUAGAAAUUCAGAAACCUAUAGAAAAACUACCGAGAGGUACAGCGAUAUUCUUCGAGUUCAAGCAUUACAAACCCAAAAAGGACAUCGUGAGCACAAAAUGCUUUGCGUUUAUGGAGCAGGAUGAAAUAAAACCCGGCCCUGCUUGCAUAGAGCUGUAAGUAAACAACGUUUUACCUUUUUACGUAAAUUUUGACUUAUGCGUUCUACUGUUCUACUGGCCUCUGGUCUUCAAAGGAUGGAUAACGCUAUCCGCUGAAUUAAUCGCUAUCGAGUAAAUAGUGUAUUCUACUAAGUUCUUUUUUCGACUUUUAUUCAGAGGAUAUGCAUCUUUUUCCUUGUAUCGAGACCCUGCCAACUAUGAAAGUCGGGCGGCUUUGGGGAUAAGUAUGUUUCUCUUCUUUCCUCCAUUUCUGUGCGCAGUGUGCUUUGUCCUCUCCCUGCCUUGCCCUAGUCAAAUUAUUCAAGAUGGCGACUUGACUUUCUGCCCGGGAGAGGAGGGGGGGAGGGGAGGGGAACACCCGUAUGAAAAGGUCGGGGAGGCUCGUCUCGCUUUAUAGGGGUAUAAAUCAACGAUUCUGGUCUCACUUAGGGGGUUCGUGAGGAAACGGCACUAUGUGUCCAUGUAACUGUCGAAGUGUCUAUCUAUAAUAAUAAAAACCGCUCUUAUUUCUGUUUUUUAUCUACAUUUUCGCCGGUCUCUCGAGUCCGGUCUGUUAGCGCAGGCUCCCUUCCUGGACAGCGGCUGCUAAUCAAGCCUAUUCCAUUUUAAGUGGUAUCCUUUAGGGGUCAAAUAAAGCGCAAGGCACACCCAGAUUGGUCUCCUUAA
Messenger RNA from Orbicella faveolata, 1450 nucleotides. RefSeq names its product axin interactor, dorsalization-associated protein-like. The record is from RefSeq and is a predicted model, not a curated record. Gene Ontology annotation, molecular function: phosphatidylinositol binding. NCBI's taxonomy places the organism in Eukaryota, Metazoa, Cnidaria, Anthozoa, Scleractinia, Merulinidae. Gene Ontology annotation, cellular component: membrane.